UUUCUAUUAAAAGGCUAAGUUGCAAGUUUUCGUGGCGAGCCCCAAGCCUCAGCCUCGUACCGCCAGAGUCUAUCUGAGAUCCUCUCAGCGCCCAAACACACCACAUCUCCACGCCGCAUCACACACCUAGCCCAAACCCCGCAACAAUGGUCAUUGUCACAAUCAACAACUACGACGCGCCCGCGCAACCACACCACCCCUUCUCCCGCCAAUGCCCCAACUUUCGCCUCCCCUGGUCCACCAUGGCCUCCUCGUACGACCUCACUAUCCCCUCCCGCAGCGAAAAAGCGCGCCGCCUCUCCUUCAUCCUCGUCCAAGCGCUGAAAGCCGCCUACCUUGUCUUUACCUCCAGUUUGCCCACGUCUCCCCUCGACAUGCCCUAUCUGCUCGCCAGCAUCCUAUUUUUCUUCUUCGUGGCGUGGAAUCUGCACCUGAUUGUGAGCAUGAAAGGCGAGAGGGUGCUAUUUGGGAGGAGCUUUGGGCGGAAGUGGUUCGAUGGGUUUUUGAUGGGGUGUGUGGGUGCUUAUGCGUGCGUGUUGGUGGGGAGGGUGGUGGAAAUACAACACCCAAUACCUGAUCCACCGGACACCUCUCAAGUUACCCCAGGAGUGCCUCUAGCACCCAAUACUCCACUUGUUGCACCCACCCACAUGCUCAUCCUCCGGAUUCGGCAGCUUAUACAACUCCCCAUUCUCACACUGCUCCAGCACGCUCGCAAGCUCAGAGUGGCUCCCAAUCCACGCAAGUUGCUUUUCAUCAAAGGACUCGCAUCUCCUCUUCACCACGCCACCCUCCGUGUAGUCUUGGGGGGCGUAGUGGGACGCGCCGUAGUACACUGCCAUGGAGGCAGUGGGUUUGCUGGGCGCGUUGAGCGCCGGCGUAGGUUUCGGCUCCGCUUCUUUCUCCACGCCAAAGAUGUGCGCGUUGAAGAGUGUUGUGGGCUUGACGCCGGUGGAAGUGACUGCGUCUUUGGAGGCGAUUGCCUCGUUUGCUUCCGUCAAGGCGGUAUCUUCCGCUUGAAACGGGGUCGGCGUGGUGAGGACGGAGUCGGCGGAUGCUGUAGAUGUGAAGAUGUUUGUGUCGAAGAGUGUGGUAAAUUUGGUCGCGUUGGAGGUGGUGGGGUUGGAGCGGAAGAUGGGCAAGGCGAAGGUAAAAGUUCCCAUGAGGAGGGCGAGGGUUACGGAGAUGGUCGUCAUUUCCAAGAUUUCAGAGAGUUUAUGUGUUAA
Messenger RNA from Paraphaeosphaeria sporulosa, 1226 nucleotides. RefSeq lists its product as uncharacterized. The record is from RefSeq and is a predicted model, not a curated record. The coding region runs from base 147 to 1226 and encodes 359 amino acids. NCBI's taxonomy places the organism in Eukaryota, Fungi, Ascomycota, Dothideomycetes, Pleosporales, Didymosphaeriaceae. The transcript is spliced from 2 exons.